CCCGUCUUGCGUUCAAAGGAGACUAACUAUUGCGGGUUAUAGUUCUCUUGGAUUCCGGAAAAAUUUCUUGACUUUAUUGCCAGACACGGAGACAUACUUGGAGCGGUGGGGGAGACCUUUUAUAGUUCACCUCCUGUAGAGUUAUCACUGGCAACGGAAGUAGAGCCAUGUCUGAAGAACCAGACUUUGAAAUUGACAUUUCGACCAGGGGCUUUGCGGAGGAAGAGAGCCCACUCACGACGCGAGAAAUAAACCUCAGAAAAACGUUUGGCUACAGAAGAGUACUGAUCCAACCCUCAGAGGAAAUUGGUCACGGCUCAUAUGGAAGAGUCAUAAAAGCCAAGCUUGACGGUCUUCCUUGUGCCGCCAAACUCCUUCACCACAUCUUCUUCACCUCACAUGAUCCUCACGUUGCUGACUUCAUUCGACGCUUCAAGCAGGAAUGCCGGAUCCUGCGUCACCUGAAGCAUCCGGGCAUCGUGCAGUUCCUGGGGGUCCUAGAAGACCCUCGACGUCGUAGCAACCGCAGACCGAUUCUCCUCAUGGAGCUGAUGGAGCAGAGCCUCACUGACUUCCUAGAGAGCCGACAGAGAGCUCUCCCCUAUCAUGUCCAGGUGAACAUCACCUACGACAUCACUCUGGGCCUCGAUUACCUUCACAGCAACGGUAUUCAGCACCGCGACCUUUCCAGCAACAACAUUCUUCUCACUGCUGGUUCCCGGGCCAAGCUGACCGACUUUGGCAUGUCCAAGAUGGUCGACCUCAACCCUCGCAUGAGCAGAAACAAGCAAACCAUGUGCCCUGGCACAGAGGUCUACAUGCCCCCUGAAGCAUUGCUUGAUGUACCUGUGUAUUCCGACAAGAUUGACGUGUUCUCCACUGGAGUGCUCAUUGUUCAGAUCAUCACACGUCGGUUCCCUAAACCAACAGCUCGUCACAAUCCAGUGAUAGAUCCCAGGUAUCAAAAGAGAAUUCUUGUCCCCAUUCCUGAGCUUGAGCGCCGAAAGAACGACCUCCAAGAAGUUUUCAUGACCCACUCACUUCGCCCAAUGGCCUUAGAAUGCCUCAAAGAUUGAAGAGAAAGAAAGGCCCACUGCAGGCAACCUCUGCCAGAGACUGGCACAGCUGAGGUCAACUCCAGAGUAUGGAGAGAGCAAGUCCCAGUACAACCAACAGGUUGUUGAACUACCACCAACCCCUUCAGCACUGAGGAUGAGGGACACAGAGAUAGCAGAGUUGAUGGACACAUUGAAGCUCUCAAUCAGGAGAAGAGAAGGUCCUGGGGAGGAAUCUUCUGGAAGAAAACCGAGAGAAACUUUGACGAGGAGAUAGCAGAGCUUCGCACAAAGAAGCGGCCUCUGGUCACAGAGAAAGAGAGGGAAGAGGAGGAGGAACGAAGGAAAACAGAGUACAAGAACGAAAAUGGCCGUUUGAAGAAAAGAGUCAAUGACUUAGAGACAGAAAACGUAAAAGUGCUCUCAGAAAAUGCUAGGCUCAAGAGGUACAUUGAAGAACUGGAGAAGGAGAAAGCUGUGGCUGCAACAGAGAAAGCUGAACUUCAAGAGAAACUUGCAGAAUUGAAGCAGAUCGUCCAAACACAUUUGCAGAAAACCAGUAGCCCAGAAGGAAGGGAAAUCUAUCACAAGCAGCAAGGAAAUCUAAAGCGGUGUGUCUCUCUUCCUUCACUGAAGUUGGGAGAACAUGAAGAAGAUGAAGGGGAAAUUGUUGCUGAACAGCGAAUGUUGGGUGCAAAAGUGUUACGACUCAACCUCAGUGAGGUCUGCCAGUACCUCAAUGCCAAGUCCAUACUCCAUGAGAUGGUGGAGAGGAAGCUCAUCACAUCACAACAGAAGGGAAACGCAGAGGCAUACAGCUCUACAUAUGCACAGAAUAUUUCAGCUGGAGUUGCUCUGUUUAAUAAGGAGAGCCCACCCACAUUUGCACUAGAUCUGUGCAAUAUCCUCGAGGCCACUGACUGCCCAAAAAAGAGAAAAUUGGCAAUGAAACUCAGAUCAGACCAUAAUAACAUCAAUGUAGAAAGGAAGAAACAAGCCACUAGAAGGUUUUACCCACCACCUACCACCAUCCCACCACCAGAGCUGAAAGUAUCAGAUCUCCAUAGUAAGUUCUUACAGACACUAGCAGCAGUGAUGGAGGCAUUUGAGCAGCUUCCUGACUGCCUCUCUCGUCUGAAACAGUUCCUCAGUCAGCUAGUCCUGCCAAUGGGAGAGAGAAAAGUCGUCCCGAUAGUCAACCCUAGCACAUAUGAGAAUGCUGCCUCAACAGAAGAGGUGCUCAGAUGUCAGUCUAGUCUCUGGAAUUGCUUCAGUCCCGACCUCCUCAAGAUGAUGUCAGAGGAGUGUCAGUGUCCUCCAGCGAUUGAGGCAGUGGAGCAAUUCCUACAGUUUCGCAGCAAGUGUGCCUCUUCCCUGAUUUGUCGACGGACAAAGUUACCGACAAAAGUAAGCAAAUUGACCACUUCCCUUAGUCCGUUCCACCUGGCCUACCACACUGGUCCCCUCAACGACAUGCAGUCUAUUCAUCCCUGUGUGUUUGAUGAGCACAAGAGUCCAGAGCAUCUUGAGACAAUCAGAGUCUCAGUCCAGGUGGAUCGACCUCACCUCACUCUCCAGGACUAUGAUGACAUCACUAUUGCUGUCUGCGGCUACUUCCACAUCCCCCGAGUAGCUCUAGUGUAUGCAGGUUGUUCUGAGGAUGGCCAGGUGGUCUGCUGGACCAUGUCCCCUGCUCUACUGCCAUACUUGAAGAGUGUUACUCCAGGAAGGAGUUCUGAUCGACUAAUGGCAGAACAAAGGAUAUUUGGAUUAGCAGCUGGAGACCUACAAUACCACUGUCUCAGUUUGAAGGAGGCAGAGUUAUUUGAAGCAGCAUUCUAUGGAUUGGAAAAAAGAGUGCAGAAUCUUAUUCUGCAAAAAGUCUCUAUAAAUUGUGUGGAUAAGGAUGGCGAGACUCCUCUCUACAUUGCCAGUUUGAAUGGACAUGGAGCAGUUGUUAAACUACUACUUCAACAACAUGCUGAUGUCAGCAUCUGUAAGAAGAAUGGUGUGACUCCACUAAUGGCAGCAUCAUUUGAGGGGCAUACUGAUGUUGUACAAACACUGAAUGAGGCUAAGGCACAGAUCAACACACAGAAACAGUAUGGUGCGACUGCUCUUCACCUGGCAGCUCUUGAAGGCAAAGUUGAUGUGGUGAGACUACUGACUGAAGCUCAGGCUCUGGUCAACAUACAGACUGAGAAUGCCGUGACUCCUCUCUACACUGCUAGUUGGAAAGGACAUGGAGCAGUUGUUAAACUACUACUUCAACAACAUGCUGAUGUCAGCAUCUGUAAGACGGAUGGCUGGACUCCACUAAUGGGAGCAUCAUUUGAGGGGCAUACUGAUGUUGUACAAACACUGAUUGAGGCUAAGGCACAGAUCAACACACAGAAAGAGGAUGGCGCGACUGCUCUUUACCUGGCAGCUCAAGAAGGCAAAGUUGAUGUGGUGAGACUACUGACUGAAGCUCAGGCUCUGGUCAACAUACGGACUAAGAAGGGAAGCAGACCCAUUGACAUUGCCAGAUCUAAGAGUCACUCAGAGAUUGUUGAAAUCCUACAGAGAAUGUAGCAUUUUUGUAAUGCACACUGUAAACACAUCAAUGAUUAUUAUGUUGGAGUCUGGCGAAAAGUACUACACAUAGCAGUAUUAGCUACUUGUAGAGUCUUGAUGGUAGAUUUCUUCCCUGUGGUCCCCUGGGUCUAGGAAAACUGGAGGUCAGAGAGGUCAGGUCACUGACAUGAGUUGCCUGCAUGGGGGAAACGUCAUAUCUGUCAUCAAUGGAACAUUUCUAACAUGAUUGGCGAACAAAGCGAGCCUUCCUGUCUGAAUUGCGCAAUUUUAUCUAGUAUCUGAAAUACAUGCACCAAUACCGAAAAGCAACACAGAUAAACAGCUGAAAUUUCACACUCGCAUUCACCCACCAAUCAAUGAUAAGGCCCAUUAUAGCAUGAUUAUUAAUACUGGGAUAUGUAUUUUUUUGUUGGCUACUCAAAUUUGAGUCGCAUUCAUGAAUGGCUCUUUGAAUGUUGUUUGAAUAAUACGAGCAUUGGUCAAAAUUGGAGAAGAAGAGAAUAACCUGGACCUGAGAGAAGGAAGAAGGGUCUUCUGUCAGUUGGUAGUUGAGGUCAGUGGUUGGUAAUGAGUGAGUCCACGAUACUCUCGGCUUGGGAGCUAUUGGUGGUGGCUUCUUCUUGGGGGUGUGGCCUGUUCCCAUUGGAGAACUAGGACAAGAGAAUGCAACCACAUAACUAUUAAAUUUUAACUACUGUA
Geodia barretti is the source of this 4331-nucleotide messenger RNA. The record is from the annotation of a GenBank genome assembly. NCBI's taxonomy places the organism in Eukaryota, Metazoa, Porifera, Demospongiae, Tetractinellida, Geodiidae.